AUGCUGUCAGAAAAGAAAAGCAUCAUUGGACAACGCAAAAUUGAUUUUCUUGGAAUGAAAAUAUCCCAUGGAACCAUCUGCCCAGGUCCUCAUCUUGCUGAGCAAUUAUCACAAUUUCCUGAUGAUAAUCUUUCUGUCAAGGAAAUACAACAAUUUCUUGGCAUCAUUAAUUACAUCAGAGACUUUAUCCCACAUGCAAGUCAAUUCAGCAGUACCCUGUCACAGUUGUUGAAAAAGAAGCCACCCCCAUGGGGCCCUGACCAGACACAAGCUGUCAGACAUCUCAAAGAAGCUGCAAAGGAUCCACCGCCUCUAACUAUUCCAUCUACAGGAAAUCUUAUCCUCCAGUUAGACGCUAGUGACCAUUAUUGGGGUGUUUUUUUGCUUGAAGAUAAGGACAACAAAAGAGCUUAUUGUGGACACGUACAUGCUAUAUUCCUCCCACUCCAGGAGACGUACGUUCAUCUUGAUGAUCUAGCUAAUCAGAAAUCCCUGUUUUGGACUUUCCUCCAACUGUUUGAUCUUUUGUUAACAUGGAGAAGGAAAUUGACUACCAUCAUGGGUAAUCACAACCUAUGGAAGAUGGUCCUAGCUGAAGCAGCCGCAGUGUACAGUAUCGUCAUUCUACAUAGACCGUAUUUCUAUAAUUCAAACAGGAACCUCCUAUGGUCCCAGAAUCAAGUCUACGAAUGGGAUACGUUGUAUAACUUUCCUAGUACGUGGCCUAGCUACAAGCCUUCACUAUUGAAGCACCUCUGUGAAAUGAACAGUCUCCAGUUCUAUUCUGAACUCAUUCAUGUCAUUCCAGACAAGAUUCCUGCUCCUAAGCCACCUGACAAGGACCACCCUGAUCAGGAUCCUAUGGAUACUGAUGAAGAUUAUCUUUGGAAGUAG
Malania oleifera is the source of this 894-nucleotide messenger RNA. RefSeq lists its product as uncharacterized. NCBI's taxonomy places the organism in Eukaryota, Viridiplantae, Streptophyta, Magnoliopsida, Santalales, Ximeniaceae. The transcript has 2 exons. Bases 1 to 894 code for a protein of 297 amino acids. The record is from RefSeq and is a predicted model, not a curated record.